CUAGGGAGCUAGGAGCCACCGGCGGGCGGGCAGACAAGUCGGGUAUCUGUGCUGAGGGGCAGUUCGCGCGGCCCGGCCAGUCUGGUGGCCCCUGCGAGAAAGACCACGAGGCAUAGGCCUCGCCACAGGCUACUUUAAGAAAAAUGGCCCUGCUAGCCCAACAGAUACCCAGAUGGCUCAACUCAAUUAAGUUGAGUAGCUUCCUUACUGCUAUGCAACUCAGAAAAUGUUUUCCCAGAGCAGGAAAAACAUUGUUGCCUGGCUUUUUUGCUCAGCCUCAGCUGUCCUCUGACGAUUGCUUUCUCCAGUCGGGGUUUAAGACUUAUCGGACUUCCUCUGUGUGGAAUAGUUCCCAGUCUACCAACUCAAGUAGUCAAGAGAUUAAUUGCACCCAAAACACUCUGCUUCCUUCUGUGAAUGAGCCGUCACAGAAGUCACAGAAGAUACCCAGCUUUGAUUCUGAACUGUCUCUAGAAGGACUGGACGAUUUGCCUCCAUUGUCUCCAUUGCAGCCAAUUUCCGAGGAGGAGGCCGUUCAGAUUAUUGCGGACCCCCCACUGCCCCCAUCUUCAUUCACACUUCGAGACUAUGUGGAUCAUUCCGAGACUCUGAAGAAGUUAGUGCUUCUAGGAGUGGAUUUAUCCAAGAUAGAAAAACAUCCAGAUGCAGCCAACCUCCUUCUGCGACUGGAUUUUGAAAAAGACAUUAAGCAAAUACUCCUGUUUCUUAAAGAUUUGGGCAUAGAGGAUAACCAACUGGGAACAUUCCUGACAAAAAACUAUGCUAUUUUCUCUGAAGACCUUGAAAAUCUUAAGACCAGGGUGGCUUAUCUACUGUCAAAAAAUUUCAGUAAAGUGGAUAUUGCACAGAUGGUCAGAAAUGCACCAUUUUUGCUGAGUUUUUCAGUGGAAAGACUGGAUAACAGAUUGGGAUUUUUUCAGAAAGAACUUGAACUUAGUGUGAAGAAGACUAGAGAUCUGGUAAUUCGUCUCCCAAGGCUACUAACUGGAAGUCUGGAGCCUGUGAAGGAAAACAUGAAGGUUUAUCGGCUUGAACUAGGUUUUAAACGUAAUGAAAUUCAACAUAUGAUCACCAAAAUCCCAAAGAUGUUAACUGCAAAUAAGAGGAAACUUACCGAGACUUUCGACUACGUGCACAACGUGAUGCACAUUCCACACCACAUCAUUGUCAAGUUCCCACAGGUAUUUAAUUCAAGGUUGUUUAAAGUCAAAGAAAGACAUUUGUUUCUUGCCUAUUUAGGAAGAGCACAGUAUGAUCCAGGAAAACCUAACUACAUCUCUUUGGACAAAUUGGUAUCUGUGCCUGAUGAAAUAUUUUGUGAAGAGAUGGCCAAGGCCUCAGUACAGGACUUUGAAAAAUUCUUAAAAACUCUUUAGUUUUUGAUAGAUGUUAAAAUGUAAUAAUGUAAAGUGAAUGUACAUAUGAAUAAAUAUAUUUUAAAAUAAAUACCUCAAACCUCAA
Mesoplodon densirostris (Blainville's beaked whale) is the source of this 1482-nucleotide messenger RNA. It is a transcript of the gene MTERF3, whose product is annotated as mitochondrial transcription termination factor 3. The record is from RefSeq and is a predicted model, not a curated record. Lineage: Eukaryota; Metazoa; Chordata; Mammalia; Artiodactyla; Ziphiidae. Gene Ontology annotation, molecular function: double-stranded DNA binding. Gene Ontology annotation, cellular component: mitochondrion. Gene Ontology annotation, biological process: mitochondrial ribosome assembly; regulation of DNA-templated transcription. The transcript has 8 exons. The coding region runs from base 144 to 1397 and encodes 417 amino acids.